CACCUCAAUUUGAAUACUUAUCCACACCAAAAGCAGUUGCGCAUGCUUUUUUGAAGAUUAAAGCAAAAAAUGAAUCUGCAUAUGCUAUGCUAGCUGGAGAUGUCAAUGUGUUUCUAGAUAAUAAUUUCAUCACUAAGUCUUCGUUACCAUCAGUAAGUUCAAUGGAAGAAUUUGAAGUUGCUUUGGGUGCUGAUCCUGCAGUUAAAGUCACUUACAAUCCAUUGAAAAAGUUUGAACAGAAGACUGGCAUGAUAUCCAAAGCACACAUGUACAAUUUUCAUCAACAAAUUGAAAUUAAAAAUACAAAAUCGUCUCCUAUUAAAAUUACUAUUCAAGAUCAAUGCCCUAGAAGCACCAAUGAAAAGAUAAGGGUUAUGCUACAGGAGCCAGAUAUUAAAUUUCAUAACAAGUCAACCCGCAAGCCAACAGUUAUUAAAAGUGGAAAUGCAACCUUAUAUACAAAUGAUUAUAAAAUUGAAUGGGUUUGCGAUAUUGCUGCUUCAGAGACGAAGAAAAUUGAUUUGAGAUAUCAAGUUGAACAUCCUGUAGGAACAAACAUAACUGGGUUGUAGGCAUAUCCAUUCAUCAUCUGUGCAUUUAAACUUUGGGAUUUCUAUUUAGACAUUAAUAUUAUCACUUUUAAAAAACAAAGCGGUGUAUCGUAAUUUUCAAUUUUUUAUUAAAAAAUAUUUGUUUUUAUAUAUUUUUGUACCUUUUUUUCUUUAUCUUCAAUGAAUUGUAUAAAAUUUAAUCUUUGUAAUUGUGUUUAAUAUUUAAAAGAAUCAUCUCUUGUUAUUA
This is a messenger RNA of Hydractinia symbiolongicarpus, 798 nucleotides long. Its product is annotated as protein F37C4.5-like. Bases 87 to 572 code for a protein of 161 amino acids. The transcript is spliced from 3 exons. NCBI's taxonomy places the organism in Eukaryota, Metazoa, Cnidaria, Hydrozoa, Anthoathecata, Hydractiniidae. The record is from RefSeq and is a predicted model, not a curated record.